AAUGCCAUCAAAACGCCGAGCGAAAAUAAGAAAAAAUCCUCCUUUACCACUCGAGAAAGAAAAAGAAGAUGAAAAUAUUGAUUACGGUUUGCUUAAAACAUCCAUGCAAAUGGGGGGAAAUCCAGCUAUUUUGAUCGCAAGAAGUCUACAAUCAGGCUCGGAAGAAGUUCAGGAGCUUCUUCUCAACGAGAUUAAUUUCAUAUUUGAAUGCAAAUCUUGUAAGAAUAUGUUCCGGUCUCUAUCAAAUCUCAUUGCUCAUAAACGAGCAUUCUGCAAGAAAAAUUUUGAAGAACCUAUUAUUUACGAAGAGCCAGAGGAAGAAACUGUAAACAUUGUUCAACCUGAAGCAGCUUAUGAGGCAACAAGCAAAGUAGCUAGCUCUUACGUACCCAAUCGUAAAAAAUUACUCUCUCCCGUAAAGUGCAAUGGUAAUAACUUUCAUGACUCUUAUGUAAAUUCGCAAAAGAAAAGAGGCAAAAAUUUGGUGGAGAUUUUAUCACAAAUUGAACAAGCUAAGUUAAAUAGGAAAAGGUCAUAUCAAUUUAGCCCUAAAACAACGAUCAUUGCAAAACCUCUUGAUGCAAAUUCUAAAGUUAUAAAAUUUGAAGUGAAGAAGAAGGAAUGCGAUGAGGGAUCGGUUGAGACAGAUGAUGAUGAAGAAGAUCGUUCUUCAAAUGGAAGAAGAGAAAGAAAGAGCACAAAACCAAAAAGAAUAUGCAAACAGGUAGAUGAAGCAGACGAAAUCGAUCAAAAUGAGGAAGAAAAAGAGGACUCUGAGUCUGGUAAUGAAUCAGAAAAUAAAGUAAUGUGCGAAGAGCAGAAAGAGAAAGAAGAAGGGGAGGAUGAAGAAGAGGAGGAGGAGGAAGAAGACGCAACGGAAGAAUAUAAGGAAACGCAGGAUGAGAAUAAAACAAAACGAGUUGUCAGAAAACGAGGAAGGAAGAGGGCUAGACUUACUGCCGUCAGACCAAAAAAAAGCGGUCCGGCCUCGGCUAAGUUAAUGAGCAAGUUAAGCGAUUUUAAUUGUGAUCCCGCCACUCAAACAUGCUUAAUUUGCAACAAAAGACUAUGUAAUGUCUACGCUCUGCUAAGUCAUAUGAUAAACCUUCAUUCAUUAGAAAGAACGAUUUAUAAAUGUUUAUUUUGCGAAGUACUUUUCACUAUGGAAUCAGCAUCAAUCAGGCAUAUGCAAACCAAGCACGCGCGAAAUGUUACACAAUAUACUAAAGAAGAGCUAAAAGCUAGAAUUAUGGCCACGUCAUUUAAUGUUCCAGAAAAGGAAGUCGAUAAUUUAUUACAGCCAAGAGUAUCAAGCUGUAAGAGAUAUGCAGUUAUGCGUAGGGCAAAAAAGAGAGGAAGAGCUAUUGUGAGAACUGGCUCAAAGGAGAAAGAGGAGGAAGUUGAAGAUAAAAAUGAAUCUGAAGAUGAAGAAGAAGAGAAACAGGAAAUGCCUGAAACGAGUAAACAAGAAAUAUUAUCUAUGAUUUUGGCUGACGAUGACAAAAGUGAUGCUAAAAGAACUUCUGACGACGAUCAGCUGGACGAGAUGGCUUUCACAGAAGGAGAUUAUGAAAAAAUGCGUUCCAUUAUUAGCGAGAAAGAGUUGAAAUGUUUGCAGUGUGAUCGACUAUACACAAACAGAUCAAAUUUAUUACGUCAUGCGUAUAGGCAUCUAGGAAUAUGUCGAUACACUUGUAAUCUUUGCGAUGCCAUGUGCUUUAACAAGAGUGAAGCAAGAACACAUAUAAGAAGGGUUCAUAAGAAAGAUGUUCCUGAAGACGGUGACAUUAUAGAUGUUCAUGAACAUGUUAAACAAUUUGGAACUUCUGGACUAGAUAAAGUUAAGAAACGUAAAGUUUCUGGAGACAGUAUCAAGGAUUUGCCUAAACCGAAGCUAGAUGUGAUAGAAAAGGAGAGCUCAAAUAACGAUGUAGUGAUGAGUGUGUCUUCACUGUCUCUAAAGUCUCGAGACAAGACGGAUGAAACCACUGUUAAAGUUCUGCCUAAACCAAGCGGAAUUCGAACGUUUUACGUGUCACCACAUUCUAGCCAAGAGGAGAUAAAAAAUGCAGCCAAAAAAUUACUAGGAACAAGUGAAAGUUCAAAAAUUCGCUUAUCUGAAACUACUUCCACUUCUACAUCAUCAAAGCAGGCUGUCAUGCAGGUAGUUCAUGUAGUCAGCUCUGCUCAGCCAGUUAUGAAAAGACCUAUCGUGAAAGCUAUCAUUGCCAAACCGGUUAACACGCCAAAACCACAAGUUAUUAGAUUUAGUGGACCUACAACGGAUAGAGUUCCCUUGAAAACUCCUACAGAAGUUCGACUAAUCUCAUCGAGCGAAAGAACAACAAAGUGCACCCCUAUUGCUGUCAGUGUUGUAAAAAAGUCAACCUCUCAACCAACAGUAGUUAACGUAGGGAAAUUGGAUUCGGAAGAUAUGAAAAUUCAACUACAAGUGGAAGAUGUUAAGAAACUGGAUAGAUUACUUAGUGACAAAGACGAUAAGUAG
Messenger RNA from Dimorphilus gyrociliatus, 2506 nucleotides. NCBI's taxonomy places the organism in Eukaryota, Metazoa, Annelida, Polychaeta, Dinophilidae. The record is from the annotation of a GenBank genome assembly.